AUGCCGCCACGCAAGAAGGCCAGAGGCGGCGCAAGCCAAUCCGUCUCUACACCGAACACAACGAAAAGCGACGAUGCGAUGGAUAUCGACACACCCAAAUCCGAAACGCCCAGCAAAGCUACAGCAGCGGGCAAAGGCACGACGACAGUAGACAUCCACAACGACAUGUGGACAGACGACCAACUAUCCUCCCUCUUCAAAGGCGUGAUUCGAUGGAAGCCAGCAGGAAUGCACAAACACUUCCGCAUGAUCGCAAUAUCCGAACAUCUCCGCAACCACGGCUUCGACCCCGACAUCCACCAGCACACCCGCAUCCCGCGCAUCUGGGAACGCUUACGCGCGCACUACAACCUCGACAUCAUCAACGACCGUGAGAACUUCGACGACGACGCCGCCGAGGAUAAGUACCUCGAGUUUUCACUAGGUCGACAGUUCCACGAACUCAUAGAGGAGCGGGUGCUUCGGGGUUCUUCGAGCGAGAUGUCGAGCGAGGAGAGCGUCGAGGAGGAGGAAGAAGAAGAGGAAGAAGGGACGGAGGAGCCCGAGAGCGAGAAGGAGAAGGAGAAGGAACCGCCUGCCAAGCCGGGAAGGAGGAGUAAGCGCGGUAGCGAGAGAUUGAGGUCUGGGAGGUCGAGUACUAUUGACGAUUCGGAGGAUGUGACGGAGACGGAGUCGCCUGCGCCCAAGGCGGCGAGGACGGCGAGAGGACGGGGUAGGGGUAGGGGUAGAGGUGGGAGGGGAGGACGGGUUUCGGUGUCAAAACAGGCGUCGGAGGUUGAGGAGAGCUCGGAGGAAGAGGAGGAAGAAGAGAGCGGGUCGGAGGAGGAAGAGGAGAGUGCGGAGGAGGCGACUCCGGCGAGAUCAACACGGGGUGCGAGGGGAGGGAGAGGUAGAGGGGGUUCUAGAGGGAGGGGAAGAGGGAGGGGCAGGGGGCGAAGCUAA
Scedosporium apiospermum is the source of this 942-nucleotide messenger RNA. Its product is annotated as putative ct20 family protein. Gene Ontology annotation, biological process: regulation of transcription by RNA polymerase II. The record is from RefSeq and is a predicted model, not a curated record. Bases 1 to 942 code for a protein of 313 amino acids. NCBI's taxonomy places the organism in Eukaryota, Fungi, Ascomycota, Sordariomycetes, Microascales, Microascaceae. The transcript has 2 exons. Gene Ontology annotation, cellular component: nucleus; NuA4 histone acetyltransferase complex.